This is a messenger RNA of Phaethon lepturus (White-tailed tropicbird), 2115 nucleotides long. RefSeq names its product sterile alpha and TIR motif containing 1 (gene SARM1). Gene Ontology annotation, molecular function: protein binding; signaling adaptor activity; NAD+ nucleosidase activity. Bases 1 to 2115 code for a protein of 704 amino acids. The record is from RefSeq and is a predicted model, not a curated record. Gene Ontology annotation, biological process: negative regulation of MyD88-independent toll-like receptor signaling pathway; response to axon injury; signal transduction. The transcript is spliced from 11 exons. NCBI's taxonomy places the organism in Eukaryota, Metazoa, Chordata, Aves, Phaethontiformes, Phaethontidae. Gene Ontology annotation, cellular component: dendrite.
AUGCCGAUGGUGCUCACCCUGCUCGUCUCCCUCUAUAAACUGUGCCGGUUCGUCACCAUGGCGGGUGCGGAGAGGCUUGCGGUGCCUGAGUGCGUGAGCCAGGCUGGCAGGUGGGCGGGGGGGGGCAGCUCCAGGGAGCACCGCGAGGUCUCCCCUGGGGUGAACACCGAUGUGCGGGCAGCCCUGGACCGGAUCCUGCCUGCCCUGCACCAGGCCAUCGCCCGUGCCAAGCAGGCGGCGGACCCCGCGGAGCUGAGGAGGGCCAUCGUCGAGGUCUUCCAGCUGGUGGAGGAAGCCUGGGGAAUGCCCACGCUGGGGAGGGACGUGAGCGCAGGGCUGAGGAGACGAACAGCUUUCCUCCAAGCUGCCUCCACGCUGCCUUCCCAGGACAGGCAGAUCCCCAUCUCUCACGGAUGCCUGGACCGGAUUGCUCGGAUUGGUCUGGGGGUGAUUCUGAACUUAGCCAAGGAGCGAGAUGUUCCCCAGCUGGCGCAGAGCGUCUCCGGUAUCCUGGAGCACAUGUUCAAACACACCGAGGAGACCUGUUUCCAGCUAAUCUCUGAUGGAGGCCUGGAUGCUAUCCUCUACUGGUGCCGUUGGACGGACCCCAUCGUGCUGCGGCACUGUGCCAUGGCCUUGGCCAACUGUGCCAUGUAUGGCGGGCAGGCCAACCAGCGCCUGAUGAUCGAGAAGAGGACGGCGGAGUGGCUGUUCCCACUGGUAUUCUCAAGAGACGAUGAACUAAUCCGCCUGCACGCGUGCCUGGCCAUCACGGUGCUGGCCACCAACAAAGAAAUCGAGAAGGAGGUGGAGCGCUCGGGGACGCUGGCUCUGGUGGAGCCAUUCAUCGCCUCACUGGAUCCGGAGCAGUUUGCCUGCGAGAUGUUGGGCAGCAGUGACAACAGCCAGGGGCGGACGGCGGACGACCUGCAGCGGCUGGUGCCCUUGCUGGACAGCUCGCGGCUGGAAGCACAGUGCAUCGCUGCCUUCUACCUCUGCACGGAGGCUGCCAUCAAAACCAGGCAGAAGAAAACAAAGAUUUUCAGUGAGAUUGGGGCUACGCAGAGCCUGAAGAGGGUAGUGUGCUACUCCACCAGCAGCACCACCUCCUCCCUGGCCAAAAAGGUGCUGCGCAUGAUAGGGGAGGAGGUUCCUCGGCGCAUCCUGCCCACGGUUCCCAACUGGAAGCCCUGUGAGGUGCAGACGUGGCUGCAGCAGAUCGGAUUCAACAAAUACUGCCAGAGCUUCCUGGACCACCAGGUGGAUGGGGACAUUCUCCUGAGGCUGACAGAGGAGGAACUGCAGGAGGAUUUGGGGAUGGACUCCAGCAUCACUCGGAAAAGGUUUUUCCGGGAGCUGACAGAGCUGAAGACCUUCGCAAACUACUCCACCUGUGACCGCAGCAACCUGGCCGACUGGCUGAGCGGCAUUGACCCCAAGUUUCGUCAGUACACAUACAACUUGCUGACAUGUGGCAUCAACCGCAACUUCUUGCACCGGGUGACGGAGCAGCAGCUGCAGGAGGACUGCCACAUCAACAUGGGUUUCCACCGCGUCCGCAUCCUCACUGCUGCAAGGGAAACGCUUCACUCCCCUAUAACGCUGCAAACUGCAUCCGAUGGGACUGAUGUAUUUAUCAGCUACCGGAGGAGCACUGGGUCGCAGCUGGCCAGCCUGCUGAAGGUCCACCUACAGCUGCACGGCUUCAGCGUGUUCAUUGAUGUGGAGAAGCUGGAGGCAGGGAAGUUUGAGGACAAGUUGAUCCAGAGCGUCAUGAGUGCCCGCAAUUUUGUGCUGGUCCUCUCACCAAACGCACUGGAUAAAUGCAUGGGAGACCCCGAGUGCAAGGACUGGGUGCACAAGGAGAUUGUGACAGCCCUGAACUCUGGAAAGAAUAUUGUACCCGUUACAGACCACUUUGAGUGGCCGGACCCAGAAACACUUCCAAAGGACAUGAGGGCAGUCCUGAAAUUUAAUGGUAUCAAGUGGUCCCACGAGUACCAGGAGGCCACAAUUGACAAAAUCAUCCGCUUUCUCCAGGGCCGUUCCUCCCGGGACUCCUCGGCUGGGUCGGAGAACGGCCUGGACUGCUUGCCCUCCCUGGGGCAGAGCUAG